CACUCUCUCAGUUCAUAGCCAAACAAACCAUUCCCAAUUUCUCUCUCUAAAUUCUCUCUCGUUCUCUGAAGAUCAGUAUUCGAUUGUUGAAAUGGCUCGUACUAAGCAAACCGCUCGCAAAUCCACCGGAGGGAAGGCUCCACGGAAGCAGCUGGCCACGAAGGCCGCCAGGAAGUCUGCUCCGGCGACCGGCGGAGUGAAGAAGCCCCACCGAUUCAGGCCGGGGACGGUGGCCCUGAGGGAGAUCAGGAAGUAUCAGAAAUCGACUGAGCUUCUGAUCCGGAAGCUUCCGUUCCAGAGGCUGGUGAGGGAAAUCGCUCAGGACUUUAAGACCGAUCUCCGGUUCCAGAGCGGCGCUGUUGCGGCGCUUCAGGAGGCGGCUGAGGCUUACCUUGUUGGAUUGUUUGAGGACACUAAUCUGUGUGCUAUUCACGCUAAGAGGGUCACCAUUAUGCCCAAGGAUAUGCAGCUGGCUAGGAGGAUUCGCGGGGAGAGGGCUUAAUUAAUUAAGAUGAAGAAGGUUGGUUUGGUUAUUCAAUUGUAUGUUCUGAAUGUGUUCUCACGUAGUGCCCGCUUAAAUUAGAUCUAUUGCCCAGUGAAGUGGUGUAAAUCUUUGUGUUUAUCGGUAAGAAUUUGAUGUAAACCAUCGAUUCAGUAGUAGUUUUGAUGUUUAUCAAUCAACCCAUUGCCUUAAUAUUGUUCUGUUCUUGGAUU
Messenger RNA from Ipomoea nil (Japanese morning glory), 714 nucleotides. RefSeq names its product histone H3.2-like. The coding region runs from base 92 to 502 and encodes 136 amino acids. The transcript has a single exon. Gene Ontology annotation, cellular component: nucleosome. Gene Ontology annotation, molecular function: DNA binding; structural constituent of chromatin; protein heterodimerization activity. The record is from RefSeq and is a predicted model, not a curated record. NCBI's taxonomy places the organism in Eukaryota, Viridiplantae, Streptophyta, Magnoliopsida, Solanales, Convolvulaceae.